This is a messenger RNA of Mauremys mutica (yellowpond turtle), 1747 nucleotides long. RefSeq names its product adhesion G protein-coupled receptor E3-like. The transcript is spliced from 13 exons. Lineage: Eukaryota; Metazoa; Chordata; Testudines; Geoemydidae. Gene Ontology annotation, biological process: adenylate cyclase-activating G protein-coupled receptor signaling pathway; cell surface receptor signaling pathway. The coding region runs from base 1 to 1641 and encodes 546 amino acids. Gene Ontology annotation, molecular function: G protein-coupled receptor activity. The record is from RefSeq and is a predicted model, not a curated record. Gene Ontology annotation, cellular component: membrane.
AUGACCCAGCAUAAAAGCAAUAGAUUUUGCACCAUCCUGAAUGAGACCUCAAAGACCUUGGAAUCUGCAUGUGGCAAUGGAAACCAAUCAGAAUCCCUGAAGGAAGUCUUCACUUCUCUCGAUUCGCUUUUCAAUGCCACUGCCCAGCAGUCUACUUGGAGCAAGGAGGAGGUUGCAUGGGCAGCCACCGCCUUUCUGCAGCGUGCAGAAUUGGCUGCCUUGGAAGCUGCUUGGAACAGUUCCGAGAAUGAGCCGCAGACGAUCACAGCCGAGACGAUGACCAUCGUGGCCCAGCGGGUUACGGAUAACUGCAGUCGGGCAGGGAAGAUGAUCGAACUGAACGCUGAAAACGAGAUGAUGAGCAUUGACUGCACGACAGUGGUUGGUGCCAGUGAACCAGGCUCUGGAGUCGUUGCCUUCAUAUCGUAUGCCACUCUCGAGUCCAUCCUGAACAAUAACUUUAUUGACCAGCAAAACCUGAGAGGGAAUGACAAACUGGAUAGCACUACGCUGAAUUCGAAGGUAGUGAGUGGGACCAUUGGGAAACCUGGUCCCCUCUCCAAACCUUUCUACUUCACCCUGGAGCAUAAACAGAGAAAGGAAAUGGAAGACAAGAUUAUCUGUGUUUUCUGGAACUUCACUGGCACCUGGUCUACUGAAGGCUGCAGACUUCUCCAUGCAAACAGCACUCACACCACCUGCACCUGUAAUCACCUGUCCAGCUUUGCCAUCCUGAUGGCUUCACAUGCGAGCAAGGAGAGUUACCCACUGACCAUCAUCACCUAUGUGGGACUGACCCUCUCCCUGCUGUGCCUCUUCCUUGCCAUCCUCACCUUCCUCCUGUGCCGCUCCAUCCGCAACGUCAGCACCUCCCUCCACCUGCAGCUCUGUCUCUGCCUCUUCCUGGCCGACCUGCUCUUCCUCACCGCAGUGAAGAGCGUCACCAAUGAGGUGGCGUGUGCUGUCAUUGCUGGCCUCCUACACUACCUCUUCCUGGCGUGCUUCAGCUGGAUGUUUCUGGAGGGGCUGCACCUCUUCCUCACCGUCAGGAACCUGAAGGUCGUGAAUUACACCAGCGCCGGCCAGUUCAAGAAGAGAUUCAUGUACCCGUUCGGCUACGGAUUCCCAGCCCUGGUGGUGGCUAUUUCUGCAGCGGUGAAUCACAAAGGCUACGGAACUUCUGAACACUGCUGGCUCACAAUAGAGGGAGGCUUCAUCUGGAGUUUCCUUGGACCAGUCUGCCUUAUUAUUGUGAUGAAUUUAACAUUUUUUAUCACAACCCUCUGGAUCCUGAGAGACAAAAUCUCCUCCCUCAAUGCAGAUGUCUCCACCCUCAAAAACACAAGGUUACUGACAUUUAAAGCCAUCGCCCAGCUGUUCAUCCUGGGCUGCACUUGGAGUCUUGGUCUGUUGCAAACAAAAGCGGCAGCCAUGGUCAUGGCAUAUUUAUUCACCAUUAUCAACAGCCUGCAGGGAGCCUUCAUCUUCCUGGUGCACUGUCUCCUCAAUCAGCAGGUGAGAGAAGAGUACAAGAGAUGGAUCAGAAGGAUUGAAAAAUCCAGAACCAAGUCUCAGACUUCCAGGCUAUCUAUGUCAGCUAUGCCCAUGACCACCGGAACUGAAUGUGAAAAGUCCUCCUGAAAAAGUGGAGACUACUACUGCAUGUGGGAGAAAAUAAAGCCCAGCUCCAUUCCCAGCACCAGAAGUUCCCUUUUUUACAAAGAAGUGGAAGCUGCUUAUCUCCAAU